Molecule: messenger RNA, 1019 nt
Organism: Chenopodium quinoa (quinoa)
Lineage: Eukaryota; Viridiplantae; Streptophyta; Magnoliopsida; Caryophyllales; Amaranthaceae
Product: RING-H2 finger protein ATL11-like
Exons: 2
Coding region: 1-690 (229 amino acids)
Source: RefSeq, a predicted model, not a curated record
AUGCCUGAGGUUACAAAGUUGCACCCUGUGCCUGAUGUUUUUGUCCCGGUGAUGAGAUUUAAGUUCAAUGGGGUGUCCAUAGAUCUUCUUUAUGCAAAAUUGUCGCAUUUGAGUUUCUACAUUGCAUUAAGGCCUCAACCUCAAGUAUGGGUCAAUGAUGGGCUUGCUCAUCCGGCUAGCAUUGGGCUAGAUUCCUCCAUCCUCGAAACCUUCCCUAUAUUUAAAUACUCCGAGGUGGCGGCCCUUAGGGAUGAUACCGACCCACUAGAGUGCUCGGUGUGCCUGAGCCCAUUCGAGGCAGACGAAAUGCUGCGUUUGCUGCCAAAGUGCAACCACAUUUUUCAUGUUACUUGCUUGGAACCUUGGCUUAAGGAUCACAAUACAUGUCCUCUUUGUCGGGCGUAUCUUGUGCCGGAACCUAGUGAGUUGACUUUGGUGGAUGUGGGAGGGGUUUAUGAGUUGGGAUGCGAGGUGGAAAAUCAUAAUGUCUUCGAGGUGAGGCCGGAGAGGGACGUCGAGGAGGGGCUGUUUGGGAAGCAUAAGAGGUGGAAUUCAACGGGACAUGUCGCCGUAGUUGAUCUAGUGGAGAUGAAGAGUUGGGAAAGAUUCACGUUAAGGCUACCGGAGGAGGAUGUAGGGAAACAUGGAGUGAGAACAAGCGAAUUUAGAAGAACUAGGAGUUCUUUAUAGAUAUGCAUGUAUGUGUUGGAUUUUUUUUUGAAGAUGCAUAACUUGUUUGUGUUUUAGCUUUGAAAUAUGUUGGAUUUUUUUUGAAGAUGCAUAACGUGUUUUUGCUUAGAAUUCUCUUAAUAUUUUCAUUGGAUUGUACAAAGGAACAAUUAUUGAAAUCUAUUGAUAAUAAUGUUUAGGCGAGCAUAGUUAGUUAAUUUCCUAGUGAACAGUUGAUUGAGCAUAAAACCAAUCUUGUGUCAUUAUAGGCUACCAGAGUGAAAUUGACAUCAAACUAAUUCAUAAUUGAGUCAAGCAACUUUUUUUCCCCUACCAUUUAAUGGUUUUAU